ACCAUGGCCUCCCAACCCUUGCGAAGAGAACGAGCAUCUAGCGAUAAAGCCGAUGCUGCGCCAUUCCCACAACGACCGGGCCUUCCCAGUCGAACGAUUUCUGCUCCCGUCGGAGGAUUAUACCGACUUGAUUCGGCUAGAACGGCAAUGGAAUCGGGGAAUAAGGUCGACCGGACACUUCUGGAGGAGGAUGAGAACCCGCCAUCGGCCGGAGGGGAUAGGGUGUCAUCAUCAACCCGUGAGGAGACAACGCCGAAGCCGAGUUUUCCCCAUGUGAGCAUCGCGGUGGUCGGUCCUGACCAUGUCGGAAAAUCGACAUUCAUUGAAACCGCCUUGGACAUGAAGCAUCCGCUUACUUCCCGAUCGACUACAAAGAAGAUGUCCCUGGACGGGACGGUGUACUUGGUUCGCCUGAUGGAGAUAGAUACAUUGGAGAUUACGAUUGGGAGCAAUGGCGAGGUCAACUGGCCCUUACUGGGUAGCGACUCGCCUCCUACAGUGGAUGGGGUGCUGGUUCUACUGGAUAUGACUCAACCGGCCAGUUUCCCUGAAUUUACCGAACUACUAGACUCCUUAACCGCUUCUGACAUACCCUUUACGCUGGUGGCCAGCAAAUGCGACAUACAACCCCCUGACAGCCCUGUGGAGCCAAUAUUGGGUGGCUAUGAAAUCCACCGGACCUCACCUGACUCACCACGGUCGCAGAAGAUGUGCAUUGCCUUAGUUCUGCGCUCUGUGAUCAACCGUAAAUAUGACUUCAUCGAUUUCCCCUCCAACUCAUCCGCCACCCCAGACUGGCAUCACAGCCGCACCAACUCAGAGACCCCCACCGCUGUAUUAUCCGGAGCCGCAGGCGGCCCAAUCACAGGACCUCUUGAACCAGCUGUCGAUGGGUACGGUGUAGACCGGCAACCCACCGACCCGGCCACCUCUGCCAACCUGGCUUCCAAUGGCCAGGCCUUUCGUUACGCCCGGAGCAACUCGCAUCCGGUGCGACCGCAUACGCCUCCUUCGGGGUCCCGGUUGGCCUCGCGCAAACAGUCUGUAUCCGGGGAGUCGUCACCAAGUAAGGAUCUCAACCGACAACAUCGACUUCAUACGGCCUGGCGCAACAGCGGCGGGUCAGAUGCGUUCAGCAAUUUUCUAGAGAUGGGGGAGGACUACGAUGGGCCCCGGAGUGCUCCGUCGAGCCCGGGAAGCAAGGACCAGACGCCUAGCGAGAGCUCAUCGAAUGAUGCAGGCUUCACCUUUGACGAGCUAGUAGAUCGUCUGGUCGCACAACCGAUGUCAAAGCAAGAUUCGAAGUUCGCGUCUAUCUUUUUGUGUCUCUAUCGCAAAUUCGCCGCGCCGUGCACCUUGCUGAAUGCUCUGAUUAACCGAUUCGAACGGAAUGAGAACGACAUGACCGACCAGCUCGACCGCAUCGCAGUUCAGCUGAGGCUGCUGGGAGUGAUGGCGCAGUGGGUUUCUGAAUAUCCGGGCGACUUGGCGUACCCGAAGACUCGCAAGCGAAUCACCGAUUUCGUCACGACGCUGGAGAAGAGCCACUUUUACAUGUUUGCCGCCAAGGAGAUCGGAUCGUAUCUGGAGGGGAAUGCAGAUGACGAUAAUAUCGGAUGGCCGUAUAGGGAUGGCGACAUGGAAGAACCUGACACUGCCGACCCCCCGUUCCAGUUUUCCGGGCGCAGCUCACCAUCAAUUUUCCUUGGGGCGCCGCCGCUUGGCGAUGAAGGCGAGGAAGAGGAAGAGGACCCUAUUUACAACAUGAGCGCUUUGGACCUUAGCGAAGGUGCAGCCGAGCCUGCGUCGAGACUGUCGGGGUCGAUGUCGAAUUCAUUUACCUCCGAAAAGCCCGGGACCAUCGCCAGCCAGUCGUUCACAUUCCUGAGUACCGAAGCUGCGCAACGGGAGGCGCAUAAUCUGGAUCUCACGCCACGCAUCCCGCUAACGAAAAUUCAAUGGCGCCAGCUGAUGGAGAUCCCGGAUGAGGAUUUCGCACGGGAGCUGACGCGCAUGGACUGGAUCAUGUUCAAUUCUUUCCGACCGCGAGACCUUGUGCGACAUGUCAGCAUCUCCGGCGUGGAGAAGGAUAAGAUUUUGAGCUUGAAGCACGUCAACCGGAUGAUCAAGCAAUUCAACCAUGUCGCAUUCUUCGUAGCUAGCGUGAUCCUACUUCGGGACAAGCCGAAGCAUCGGGCCAAGGCGCUUGAGAAAUUCAUGAACAUAGCAUUGAAACUCCGCCGACUUAACAACUACAAUUCUCUCGGGGCCGUGAUCGCCGGCAUCAACGGAACCCCGGUGCACCGACUGUCCCAGACACGGGACCUGGUCCCGGUGCAGACACAAAAAGACUUCAUGAGGCUGGUCAUCCUCAUGGGGACACAGAAGAGUCAUUUUGCAUAUCGUCUCGCAUGGGACAAUUCCUUUGCGGAGCGCAUCCCGUUCCUGCCGUUGCACCGACGCGAUCUGGUGUCAGCGGAGGAGGGCAACAAGACGUUUGUGGGCGACAACAAGAACCGCAUCAACUGGCGCAAGUUCGAGGUAAUGGGAGAGGUGGUUCUGGGAAUCCAGCGCAGCCAGAAGACACCGUAUCCGCAUAUGUCCAAGUACGAGGAGGUAGAACGGUUGAUAUUAGAGAUUAAGCUGUCGGGGGAUGACGAGGACUUGUAUUCGCGCAGUAUGCAAGUCGAACCCUCGGCAGGCGGCGACACCGGACGCAAGAAGUUCGGCUGGUUACGGUCGUGAGAGACGAGAGAGAGGGAGAGUUAUGACUAGUUGCAGCAGAGUCUGCAACAGCAACAGCAACCACCAAGCUGACGAGUACAAUGAAUGAUGAUCGUCAUUUGAUUGAUGAUGAUGUACAUAAUGUAGUUUUCUACUACACACAAACCCCAUCCAUAUCUUUGCUACAAACUUAGAGAGAAAGAAAUGUGAAAU
Messenger RNA from Aspergillus costaricaensis CBS 115574, 2937 nucleotides. Its product is annotated as putative Ras guanyl-nucleotide exchange factor RasGEF. NCBI's taxonomy places the organism in Eukaryota, Fungi, Ascomycota, Eurotiomycetes, Eurotiales, Aspergillaceae. The record is from RefSeq and is a predicted model, not a curated record. The transcript is spliced from 6 exons. The coding region runs from base 4 to 2745 and encodes 913 amino acids. Gene Ontology annotation, cellular component: plasma membrane. Gene Ontology annotation, molecular function: guanyl-nucleotide exchange factor activity. Gene Ontology annotation, biological process: Ras protein signal transduction; positive regulation of GTPase activity.